Varanus komodoensis (Komodo dragon) is the source of this 618-nucleotide messenger RNA. Its product is annotated as C-type lectin BpLec-like. The record is from RefSeq and is a predicted model, not a curated record. Gene Ontology annotation, molecular function: signaling receptor activity. NCBI's taxonomy places the organism in Eukaryota, Metazoa, Chordata, Lepidosauria, Squamata, Varanidae. The coding region runs from base 1 to 618 and encodes 205 amino acids. The transcript has 6 exons.
AUGGAUGGACCCGGAGCUCAUCACAGAGCCCACCAAAUUCAGCAAACAGCCUCAGACCAUCUUCCAAGGAAAGAGAACCAGCAGAAAGACUCAGAUGACCAGGUAAUCUUUGGCCAGGUGUUGCUUAAGAAGCAGGUCUUUCCCCACCUGGUGUCCUUCAAGUCCCAGCAGCUGAUCACAGGGACCCCAGUGAAUGCCAACUCCUGUGCCAGAAAAUGGCUGCAAUACCAGGGCAACUGCUAUGGAUAUUUUGAGAUGAAGUUGACCUGGCAAGAAGCUGAGAUUGAGUGUCAGAGCUACCACCGUGGGGCCCACCUCGUUUCUCUUCUCACCCCCGCCGAGACCCUUGUUGUUGCUGACCACAUCUCUGCUUACCAGACCGAAGUCAGUGAUGUCUGGAUCAGGCUGCAUGAUAUCCGGCAUAAUGGGAAAUGGAGGUGGUCAGAUGAGUCGACCUACAACUACAAAGCUUGGAUGGUGGGGGCACCCAGUAACCCUAAAAAAAAGGAGUACUGUGUUGAGCUGAUUUGUUUCAUAGGAUUCACACAGUGGAACGAUGCCAAGUGCCACAAACUGAAUGCCUACAUCUGCAAGCAUGAACUGUCAAGGGGCUGGUGA